GGCUCGAGUGAUUGAUGCUGAAUUACUUCAUUCAUUGAUAGGAUUUACACUUAUUUCUUUGAUCGACCUGUCUGUUUGUCCAGUCCAAUUCAGAGAUAUUAGCACAUCUUGAAUUCUUUAUAUCGAGGGCCACCACUCCUAGACUCAAUAGGUACUUCAAUGGAGUUCGAAUCUCAAGAUACUACAGAUAGCUUAACAUCUCUCUUGCAAUUGUUAUCAAAUACUUUGAUUCUUUAUCAAACUACUCCCUAUCUCCCAAUUUCUUCUCUUCUAGCUCUCGGAGCUACUUCAAAAUCUUUCAAAGGGCUCAUUCACGAGACCCCUCAUGUUUUCCGUUAUUUGAAGCUCUCAGACGUCGCAUCUGCAAGGGCCGGAAUUGGAUCAAUUGACAAUGGAGGACAGAGUUGGAGAAAUGUACAACUAGACGAGAAUGUAACAGAAGACGACUUUUAUGGUGGCCCACUGAGAGGCAUCUUCAAUCACCUCCGUCGUCGAAAUCUACUACUUGAUGUGGAAACCUUGAUACUGGACGGCCUUUCGGUUCCCUCCGACUUGGUUAGCGAAAUCGUACUAAACGAUUCAUACAACGUUCGCAUCCUAUCAAUCCGCGAAGUACAGAAUCUUAAUGAAGGAAAGCUGCGAGGUGCGCUCAAAUACUCGUGUCGCCCUUCUAGACCCAAAAAUACCCCUCGGCUGCAAGGGCUAUAUAUCUUUGGCUCCAAGGAUUCUCCACAAGUUGCGAAACGUCGAGGGCAUGUGAAUAGAUACCCUGCCGGUAUCGCGCCUAUAGACACAAUCCCCAAUUACGGAGUGACGUCUCUGGGAACAAAUCCAGGCAUGCACUGGAAUCGGAGAUCCGAAAAUGCUUUAGGCGAGGGUGCCUUGCGUGGAGGAGGUGAAGUUGGGCACCCGGAAUUUGGAAACAGAUUCCCAAAGCCCAUCCACAAUGACUGGGCAGACACUAUGACCUACUGUGAGGGGAUCAUCAGUUUUGAUGCUGUUCUUUGCAAGGGACCUCGUCACUCAGCAAGCUUGCCAUCGGAUAGUCCUGGUCCUUGGUACAAUCAUACGCAAAAUCGCAUUGACGGUGCGCGUGUAGCGACUCAUCUUCUAGGGGAUUGUAGUGGGUGUCGGACUGCUAAAAAUGCCUCGGUUUUUGGACAGUCGCCCAUGGUCUUAUUUCCACUCUUGGCGCCCGUCCCUCUUCAUGUCUCUACUGCCAAAGCAGCAAAAACACCGUUCGAAGGAUCCUCAUCUCGAGAAAAGCUGAUGGUUCGUUGCGUGGAUUGUCUACGAACCCGGUACUGCGAAGCUUGUCGCAAGUGGUGGUGCGAGGAUUGUUUUGAAGGAACUCAAACAAUCAGUAGUACUAGUAGCUCUCCAUUAUUGCAUUCGAUGGUGCCUGAAGUGGAAUCUAGUAAGUUUGGCGUCUCAAAAAGCUGCUUAUUUUGCGGACUCAAUUGUCACGAAUGUAUACAGAAGACUCAGUUGAGAUGCAAGAUCUGUAAUGGAGGAUACUGCACGGUCCAUAAUGAGGGAUCAACUUUAACCACAUGCGAUUGGUGCUCGCGAAGUGGUAGGCGAACGAGGGAAUUAUAUUGAUUCAUUAUCGCUCGUCACACGAUUCAACACAAAAACGGAUAUGAUCUCCCCUCUACAGAUACAUGAUCAUUAACUAUCGGCUAUUGAAUGGCUCAACCUUGCUCUCCAUGACGACCAAAACAAUCUCUAUCAUUCCUUGAGGUCAAUCUGUCGGUGUGGGAAUCUUGUUAGAAUCUCGUGGGAAUCUUUGGAGUUUGAUUGGUUUUUCCCCACAACCCCACGAGGAUUGAUAGAUUUGCGGGUGGCCAUCGUUGCAGAAUUUAUUAGUCUUUCGGACCGAAGACGGUUGAUAUUCGGAGCGGAACCACUACUUCACUCUUAGUCGAAUAUAUGUCUAUUUCCCCAUGCCAAGUAAAUGAAGCACGUUGACUGGUUCCGCUCCAUAUAUGUACUCGUAUACCCCGUACAGAUUUCACGAUUUUCUCUCUGGGGUUUCAGGCGAGACGCAUGUACAUAUCAUAUACUCUCCGUUCAACCGUUUGACAAAUGACUUAAAUACGAACUCACCGAGCUCUCCAAUAGCAACUGCGUUGUGUAUUACAAAUCUAUUACA
Botrytis cinerea B05.10 is the source of this 2155-nucleotide messenger RNA. RefSeq lists its product as hypothetical. Bases 160 to 1602 code for a protein of 480 amino acids. NCBI's taxonomy places the organism in Eukaryota, Fungi, Ascomycota, Leotiomycetes, Helotiales, Sclerotiniaceae. The record is from RefSeq and is a predicted model, not a curated record. The transcript has 6 exons.